GAGGGUUUGAACUUGGUACAUUCCGAGAUUAUAAAAGGCCCACGAGCAGCAGCUCCACUUCAGUCUUGUCAGAGCUCUUGCUGAGAACGCAUCACUGUGUUUGGACACCCAAGUGAGAUUGAAAAAACCCUUUUUUUCACUCCAAUGACGAACAGAAAAAAUAUGUCGUGGUACGACAUGUGGGUCAACCAAGUAGAAGUGGAUUAUGAUUUAGUCAUCGAGCAGGAAUUUGUUGAUUUUCAACGCCCAGGUAAGGCAGAACAACCCCUUACUUUCGCUGAAUUGAUGAACAGCAAAAACAUCUGCUGGCACGACGUAUGUGUCAACCCUGUUGAAAUGGAUUAUGAUUUAGUCAUCGACUUUGGUUCUGAUAGUGAGGACGAAAAGUCAGAUCUGUCUAAAACUGAAGAGAUGGAGUCUCAGGUGUCAGAUCAAACAUCCGUCUUUGGUGCUGAGAAAGAGUCUCUUCCUAAUGAGACUCAUUUAUCUGCUGAACUGGAGAUCUCUGAAUCUCAGACAGUUGUCCCAAGACCUCAGACGGUUCAGCAGGAAUUUGAUGAUUUUCAACGCCCAAGUAAGGCAGAACAACCCCUUACUUUCGCUGAAUUGAUGAACAGCAAAAACAUCUGCUGGCACGACGUAUGUGUCAACCCCGUUGAAAUGGAUUAUGAUUUAGUCAUCGACUUUGGUUCUGAUAGUGAGGACGAAAAGUCAGAUCUGUCUAAAACUGAAGAGAUGGCGUCUCAGGUGUCAGAUCAAACAUCCGUCUUUGGUGCUGAGAAAGAGUCUCUUCCUAAUGAGACUCAUUUAUCUGCUGAACUGGAGAUCUCUGAAUCUCAGACAGUUGUCCCAAGACCUCAGACGGUUCAGCAGGAAUUAGCUGAUUUUAAAAGCAGCCAAACUGAUGAACUUCUGAAACAAGUGGAUCAUUUGAAAGAAAAACUGCAGAAUAUAAAUACUUGUUUCAAUCAGGAGAAGGAGAACAGGAUUGCUGCAGAGAACCAGUGUGAAAAACUGGAGGAACGACAUUUGGACUUAGAAGCGAUGUUAAGCAGAGAAAAAGAUGAGAAAAUCAAUGCAGAAAAGAAGUUUCUUGACAAGCUGGAGAAUUUAAAGGAGCAGCUUUCAGAAAAGAACAUUUUCAUCGAAAAUCUGCAAAGAGAUUUAGAUCAAGAACGUUGGUUCAGACUCGUUAGUGUCCAGGAGCAGAAGAACGCCCAGCAUAAAGUCACUGUUAACGAGAACUAUAAGAAGGAAUUGAACAAUCUUAAGAAAUGGAGUGGUGACCUCUUUGAGAUGCUGGACAAUGUUGAAACGGAUAUGAAAUACAGAGAGAGUAAACUUCUGGAAGAGCAAAAUGAUUUUAAACAUCAGCUCAAACAGAAGAAUCUAAUCUGUGAAGAUUUAGAGAAACGUUUGAACAAAGAAAACGAGCUCCGCCUGACCUGUGAGGAAGAACUCAAAGAAACUAAAAAUCGAAUGAGUUCAAUGAACGGAAAAAUGUCCGUCUGUGAAGAACUUAGCAGCAGUCUGGACAUGGAGACGCAGCUCAGAGUUAGCUAUGAGGCUCAGCUGGACUCUAACAGGGCGAUAGUCUGUGAGAAUUCAGAUCUUAAAGAGCAGAUCAAAGAUCUGACUCAGAGCAACUCAGAACUCAGACUGGUCGUGGAAAACCUGACCGCUGAGAACGCUGCUUCUCACCAGGAGUUGGCUGAACAGCAGGAGAGAGUCAAACAUCAACUCCAAGAUAAAACUGUCAUCUGUGACCUUUUGAAACAAGUGGAUCAUUUGAAAGAAAAACUGCAGAACAGAAAUACUUGUUUUAAUCAGGAGAAGGAGAAGAGGACUGCUGCAGAGAACCAAUGUGCGCUUUACAAGGAGCAAACUAAAGAAAUGGAGAACGGUGUGGUUGAACAGCAACAAAAGCUGGUGACCUUAGAAAAGAAGUUACAGGAGCAGAAAAACGUGAAUAAAGAUUUACAAGAAAUCUGCUCGGAUCUAAAAGGUGAGACAGACGAGUCUCGUUUUUCUGGAGUCUCGAGAAACGAUCUGAUCGAGAACUUUGAAAAACUGGAGGAACAACAUUUGGGCUUAGAAGCGAUGUUAAGCAGAGAAAAAGAUGAGAAAAUCAAUGCAGAAAAGAAGUUUCUUGACAAGCUGGAGAAAUUAAAGCAGCAGCUUUCAGAAAAGAACGUUUUCAUCGAAAAUCUGCAAACAGAUUUAGAUCAAGAACGUCGGUUCAGACUCGUUAGUGUCCAGGAGCAGAAGAACGCCCAGCUUAAAGUCACUGUUAACGAGAACUAUAAGAAGGAAAUGAAAGAUCUUAAGAAAAGGAACGGUGACCUCUCUGAGAUGCUGGACAACGUUACAACGGAUCUGAAGAACAGAGACAUGAAACUUCUGGAAGAGCGAAAUGAUUUUAAACAUCAGCUCAAACAGAAGAAGCUAAUCUGCGAAGAUUUAGAGAAACGUUUGAACAAAGAAAACGAGCUCCGCCUGACCUGUGAGGAAGAACUCAAAAAAACUAAAGAUCAAAUGAGUUCAACGAACGGAAAUCUCAAGAAGGAGAUCAAAGAUCUGAAACAGAAGAACUUGGAGCUCAGUCAGACGCUGAGAAGUGGUCAGGCUGUAGAAACUAAAUCAGACCAGAUGUGUGAGGAUCUGCAGAAGUUUAAACAGCUGCUCCAUGAAAAAAUGUCAGUCUGUGAAGAACUUAGCAGCAGUCUGGACAUGGAGAAGCAGCUCAGAGUUAGCUACGAGGCUCAGCUGGACUCUAACAGGACGAUAGUCUGUGAGAAUUCAGAUCUUAAAGAGCAGAUCAAAGAUCUGACUCAGAGCAACUCAGAACUCAGACUGGUCGUGGAAAACCUGACAGAUGAGAACGCUGCUUCUCACCAGGAGUUGGCUGAACAGCUGGAGAGAGUCAAACAUCAACUCCAAGAUAAAUCUGUCGUCUGUGAAAACCUGGAAACAGGUUUCACCAACGAACAGAAGCUCAGACUCCAGCUGUACCAGCAACUCCAGGAAACAUCUGGCCUGUGUGAGAGCCUGGAAAACCAGCUUAGAGACGAGCAGAAGAUCAGACUUGGUUUGGAGACUGAGCUCGCCCAAAACAGAGACGUGGUCAGUGCAGGUCAUGAUGAUCUGAUGACCAAACUAAAACAGAUGGAGGAAAAAGAAAUGAAACUCUGUAAAGUCGUCGUUACCCUCCAGUUAGAUCUGUUUAGAAGCAAAAAGCAGCAUGAGGAAGAGUUGGGAAUCCUGAAGGAACAAGUCUCUGAACUCGAGUCACUGACUACAAAUCUGGAAAGUCAAAAUCUGAUCUUGAGACUAAAGACUGAACGUUUUAAUCCAGAUCAGCAAACCGAAACGAUCAGUGAGCAGAACGUGGACGCUGCAGAAGGAAACAAGAGUCUUCCUGCUGAAAACGACUCUUUAGCAGAAAGCCUCGAGUCCCAGAGAGAUGCUCCACACUCAGACACAAAAAAACUGGAAAAAGUUUCUGUGUGGAGGCAUUUCAAGAAAUUUGUAACCCCGGGAUGUCUCCGUCAGCACAAAAACAAACAACCUAGCAACUAACCUCCCUGCUAACAAACCAGAAAAGGCUAAUUAGAAGACAUCCCAUCUCCUGGUGGCAGUGGGCAGCACUGUCCAGGAUGAAUCAGAGAAGUUAAACCAGCCACUGCCUCCCCAAAAACCCUGUUUAGAUAAAUAAACAAGACCCCCCCACCCCCACCCCCAA
This is a messenger RNA of Nothobranchius furzeri (turquoise killifish), 3742 nucleotides long. Lineage: Eukaryota; Metazoa; Chordata; Actinopteri; Cyprinodontiformes; Nothobranchiidae. The record is from RefSeq and is a predicted model, not a curated record.